This is a messenger RNA of Macroventuria anomochaeta, 1290 nucleotides long. RefSeq lists its product as uncharacterized. The record is from RefSeq and is a predicted model, not a curated record. Lineage: Eukaryota; Fungi; Ascomycota; Dothideomycetes; Pleosporales; Didymellaceae. Bases 406 to 1083 code for a protein of 225 amino acids. The transcript has a single exon.
CACCACCAACGAUGUCGUGGGUCGGAACUGAUGCAGUCACAGCGAACGAGGUGCGCGUUGUUUGGUGAACAUGGGGCAGUGUUCUGCUUUGCACGCUGGAGCCGGCAGCGUGUGCAACGAGGAGUAGGACUGUAGUAGUACUGGUGAACUGCGUCACUCGAAGUGGUUGGGAAGUUGCAGACUUCAUUCUUGACUCGUGAGUAGGCAAUAUUGCCGCACAGGGACGUUGCUCAUGCUCUCGAGGAAUGAUACAAAAUUGAAAAAGUUUUCAAUGGACUCUAGCGCCUAUCGGCAGGCUAAAGUCUGGAGGUAGUGAGCCACUUCUGGAUUUGUGCUUCUUGCCGGCCGAAUCGUGCACAUAGUAGAGAAGUGUAGAUCCAGUACACUGUUUGCAGAAAGAGCAACAUGACAAAGCCAGGCAGUCAAUUUCGUCAGCUGUACAGGUCAAAGACCGAUACAGUCGAGUUCUAUGAUUCCGACGAUGAAGACGGACCUCUCAUUGAAAGAGAAGAUGGGUGCAAUCAAUUCCGGACAAUGCCGAACCCAGAAAUAUUUCUAGACUUCAUGAUUGACGCCGCUCGUCCCGUAGAAGUGUCUACUAGGUUGCGCAAAUUCAUCCUUCGACAUGGACACUCUUACCGAGAUGAUAAGAUCUCCUGGAACCCAACCGAACUUCUACCUUACGGACGUCAUUUUGAACUCUGCUAUCUCCGAUUCGGCGUCCGGUGCAACCAUGGCAAUAAAGAAGUUCCAGUAGACGAGCCUUUCGUGAUGCGUGAUCGGAUCUACUGGCGUGUUGGCGAUAGAUGGCGGCCAGACGCAAGGGCAGUAGAUGCCUGGCGAAGCGCUGUCGGGUCCGAGGUCAAGUGCUGCUUCCUGAAAGACUUCUAUGACCAAAACGGAAGAAACAUGAGCUGGCAGCCUAGUGAGGAUCUGCAAUGGCAGCAAUACGUUGGCGAGGUGGAAUGGAAGGAGCCGGGGCGAGAUGCCAGCCUUGAGCUGAGCGAGCUGAGGCAUUUGCUCAAGCGAGGGAUCGUUGUUCAUGGCUCAUGGCCUAAAGAUAGCGUUUUCAACUGGUAUUAGUGUCAUACGAAGGAGUUUGUUUUCCAGGUCCGGAGGUUCUUCGAGGUGCUAAGCCACCGGUUGGGUAGGCAUCUUAUCGAGGCUGCAACACCACACGAUCGAACGGACCGUAUGUUUAGGGCAGGGGUAACAACGAAAGGAGCAUCAUAGUUCUCAGCGUCAAGAGUCAAGUUCAACAGCAAUAAUCUUAGAAGCAAUAGUGGAAAG